GCCACACGCGCUCAGUUUCCCGUGCUAAGAAGAACGUGCCCAGCAACAAGUUGCUUUUUGUGCGAAGUUAACUCACAAAGUUCGCGAGGCAGGAGGUCCAGAAUUAAUUGACUGAAACCAAUUCUUAAGAUUUGGUCCGUCCAUCAUCAUUGAAGCUUCGCACGGAGCCUAGUUAGCUUAGCUUAGCUUGCGAACAAAGAACAACGUGGUUCGACGCUUGAACGUCAAGUUGGAGCCUCCUUAAGUGUGCAAAAUGCCUGCAAGAAGGACGCCAGCCGCAAAGUUCGAGGCGGAACCUUGUGGCGCAAAAGCUCAGCGACGACAACAACUCUCGACUGCUUGCAAAAUGCAAGUAAAAGUUGUUCUUCGCAGACUAGCAGGUUUCAGCAAAUAUCUUGGUCCUGACGCUCAACUGCUAAAGAGUGAAGUACAACUUCCAAUAAAAAAGGAGGAGGUAGAGCUGCCAUACGUUAAAGAGGAGGACGAUAUCACCAUGUCAACUGGUGAGCCCUUGAGUAGUGAGGAUGAUCCGAGUGAGACCAGCAGAGGGAUGGGGCCUCCAAGCAGCAGCUCAACAGAUGGAUCGCAAGCACACAUUUUCAUCGCACCAUCAGAUAGAAACUGUGCCACAUCACACUCACCUUACAAAGAUCGUUGUCAGAAGAAAUCUCACCGUGAUGCCAAACUCUGCAAAUGCUCUCAGUGUGGGAAAACCUUUGCUAAUAACUAUACUUGUCGUAUGCAUAUGAGGAGCCACACUGGUGAAAAACCUUUUGUCUGCUUAGUUUGUGGUCAAAAAUUCACUCAGAAGAGUACCUUAAAAAGACACUCAAGAACCCACACUGGAGAAAAACCGUUUUCCUGCUCAGUUUGUGGUCAAGGAUUCACUUCAAAACAAUACUUAAAAACACACUCAAGAACUCACACUGGAGAAAAACCUUUUGCAUGCUUAGAUUGUGGUCAAAAAUUCAGUCGCAAGGACGUCUUAAUAAGUCACACUAGAUCCCACACUGGUGAAAAACCUUUUUCCUGCUCAGUUUGUGGUAAAAGAUUUGCUCAGAAAGAAACAUUAAACUCACACACAAGAACCCACACCGGAGAAAAACCUUUUUCCUGCUCAGUUUGUGGUAAAAGAUUUGCUCAGAAAGAAACAUUAAACUCACACACAAGAACCCACACCGGAGAAAAACCUUUUUCCUGCUCAGUUUGUGGUAAAAGAUUUGCUCAGAAAGAAACAUUAAACUCACACACAAGAACCCACACUGGCGAAAAACCUUUUUCCUGCUCAGUUUGUGGUAAAAGAUUUGCUCAGAAAGAAACAUUAAACUCACACACAAGAACCCACACCGGAGAAAAACCCUUUUCCUGCUCAGUUUGUGGCCAAAAAUUUAGGCAAAAGACCAACUUAAAAGGACACACAAGAACCCACACCGGAGAAAAGCCUUUUGUCUGCUCAGUUUGUGGUCAAGGAUUCAGUCAUAAGAGUACCUUAAAAGGACACACAAGAACCCACACCGGAGAAAAACCUUUUGUCUGCUCAGUUUGUGGUCAAGGAUUCAGUCAUAAGAGUACCUUAAAAGGACACACAAGAACCCACACCGGAGAAAAGCCUUUUGUCUGCUCAGUUUGUGGCCAAAAAUUUAGGCAAAAGACCAACUUAAAAGGACACACAAGAACCCACACCGGAGAAAAGCCUUUUGUCUGCUCAGUUUGUGGUCAAGGAUUCAGUCAUAAGAGUACCUUAAAAGGACACACAAGAACCCACACCGGAGAAAAACCUUUUUCCUGCUCAGUUUGUGGUCAAGGAUUUGAACACAAGGAUCGGAUUAAGAGUCACGUGUGUGUUGGUGUGAGAAGCAGUGGCCAGUGAAGCUUCUGCCUGUCAUCCACGCUGCCUUCAUGAGAUUGUGCACACAGGACGAUUGUAUUCUGUAGAGCUUCCUCAAAUCCUGUGGAGGAUUGUUUAGAACUAGCCUAAUUAUAAUAUUAUAUUUCAAAACUGCGGUUGUAACUAAAACCGAUACUUCGUCACCAAGUUGCUUAUAAGAUUCAGAAAAUGUGAUGGUACUGCCUUUUCUGCAAUACCCGAAGUAUCGCUGGUACCGACGCGGCAGAUCUGGCUGCUGCUUUUGUGUGGCACACGAGGCUGCACAAGUUGCCCGACAAGCGGUCAAUUUCGAGCAACGGCAACCCACGCUGUGCUAAAGAACGAGAAAAACAGUCAAUGUAUGCAACAUGGCAUUGACAUGUGCAUUUACGUCGUUUUUUAAAUGUUUUUCUCUAUUUUGCUUUUUAUAGUUUAACCGUUUAACACCUAAGCCUUUUUCCCUGAAAUCUGCAUACCUUUGAUGUUGCCUUUAUGUUUCAAAGAAGAAAAAAAUCACAAUUGUCAGAUUGGUUCCCUUUUUUAGGACACCAUAACUUUCAUGUCCAAACUGUUGUUUUCUUCAACGAAUUAUAAUCAACAUUUUGGACCCGAAAAGACAAAAAAAAAAAAUCAAAAUAUUAAAAAAAAAAAAACAUUUGUAAUAUUGACGUCCCAUUGAGAAUCAAACGUGCUCAAAGAAACGUUUUUAAGUGUGAUAUUUAUUCAACUUGUUAGGAUAAACAUUCAACAGAAAAAAACGAGACUGAAUAGUUUCAUAUUUGAUAAUUCAACAAAAAAAAGGCGUUUUUGUCCUUUUUACAUAUUAUGGUCAAAACAGGUUAUAUACAGGAGACCAACAGUGCAAAAGAGUGUAUAGAUAUAUACUGUGUAUAAUAUAUAUUUUAUAAUACAUUAUAUAUUUAUAUAUAAACUACAAUAUAAAAAUUAUUAAAACUUUUCCUCUCAAAGUGCAAAACAGGCCAUAAAAUAAAAACUAUAUACAUUUUCUAGUCUUUGAUUCCUCAGAGGCCUUGGUAGAACCUCUCUGGCUGGAAACACAGGCCCACAUUGCAUGUCUCACACAUCCAGGCAGUGCUCCUCUCCAGAGUUGGCGCUCCAUUCUGGCUCUGUGAUUUCGGUCUAUGACCACACUGGAAUCUCCACAGUCCUCUCCAGGACAUAGAUCAGGUAGAAGAAUAUUACUUAUUUCAUUGUCAUUUCAUAGCACAUACACAGUGUAUCUGUUCCUUAUCACGACACAAAUUGUAGCAAAGUAGUAGCAGGGGUGA
Corythoichthys intestinalis (scribbled pipefish) is the source of this 3156-nucleotide messenger RNA. RefSeq names its product gastrula zinc finger protein XlCGF26.1-like. The transcript has 2 exons. Bases 254 to 1870 code for a protein of 538 amino acids. Lineage: Eukaryota; Metazoa; Chordata; Actinopteri; Syngnathiformes; Syngnathidae. Gene Ontology annotation, biological process: regulation of transcription by RNA polymerase II. The record is from RefSeq and is a predicted model, not a curated record. Gene Ontology annotation, molecular function: RNA polymerase II cis-regulatory region sequence-specific DNA binding; DNA-binding transcription factor activity, RNA polymerase II-specific.